Orcinus orca (killer whale) is the source of this 2735-nucleotide messenger RNA. RefSeq names its product siah E3 ubiquitin protein ligase 1 (gene SIAH1). The record is from RefSeq and is a predicted model, not a curated record. NCBI's taxonomy places the organism in Eukaryota, Metazoa, Chordata, Mammalia, Artiodactyla, Delphinidae. Gene Ontology annotation, cellular component: cytoplasm. Bases 724 to 1572 code for a protein of 282 amino acids. Gene Ontology annotation, molecular function: ubiquitin conjugating enzyme binding; ubiquitin protein ligase activity; zinc ion binding. The transcript has 3 exons. Gene Ontology annotation, biological process: proteasome-mediated ubiquitin-dependent protein catabolic process; multicellular organism development.
CCGCCCUGAGCACAGCACAGUCUGAAACUCUGCGUGGAGCGGGCCCUCCCAGCUGUGGGCCGGACCCUGCAGCAGUAGCUCGAGCUGGCACCGAGACCGCAACUCCUCGUCCGGUCGCUUCCACGCACGCUACAGUCUUGUUCUUCACCGAGCUGGCUGGAGCCUAGCCGAUGAAUUUGGGGAAGAUAGACUUCCGAGACAGACAGACGAAGGUUUAGGGCCCAGCAGAGGACAGCUCGGCAAUGGCUCCCAUUUUUGGAGACGCAGGCGAAUUUGAGCUCAUGGGGAGGUGUGGUCGGCUCCUCUUGAGACAGGAUGGGGGCUUCAGUUCUCUGCCUCUGUAGCCAGUGCUUCUGAGGAGUAUUGAAUGCAGUGUAUGGAGCAGGGCACGUGCCUUCCCUUCUUGAAAACUUGACCCGGGACAUGUUUAGGAACAAAAGGUGUCCAGGACGGCCCUCUGUUGCAAGUCGUCUUUACUUCUGGGGGAAAGGCUAUGAGCUGCCUGGCUUCUCAUGACGGGGAAGCCUCCCUUACCUUUUCUGUACUCCUGGAGGGGCGUCUUGCUUACUUGUUUACCAGCAUCUGGGACAAAGAAGAGAAAAGAUGGCAUUUAUUAAAUAAUGUUUAUCACUGUACUGAUGAAUGCUUCAGCAACACUGGUGAACUCUAGGGUACAAGGAGUUCUUUACCUGUUGGCUCUAUCCCUCACCCCCAAUGUUGUAAAUGAGCCGUCAGACUGCAACAGCAUUACCUACUGGAACCUCAAAGUGUACACCAUCCCAGAGGGUACCUGCCCUGACCGGCACAACUGCGUCCAACAAUGACUUGGCGAGUCUUUUUGAGUGUCCGGUCUGCUUUGACUAUGUGUUACCACCCAUUCUUCAGUGUCAGAGUGGCCAUCUUGUUUGUAGCAACUGUCGCCCAAAGCUCACGUGUUGUCCAACAUGCCGGGGCCCGUUGGGAUCCAUUCGCAACUUGGCUAUGGAGAAGGUGGCCAAUUCAGUACUUUUUCCUUGUAAAUAUGCCUCUUCUGGAUGUGAAAUAACUCUGCCACACACAGAAAAAGCAGACCACGAAGAGCUCUGUGAGUUUAGGCCUUAUUCCUGUCCGUGCCCUGGUGCUUCCUGUAAAUGGCAAGGCUCUUUGGAUGCUGUAAUGCCGCAUCUGAUGCAUCAGCAUAAGUCUAUUACAACCCUACAGGGAGAGGAUAUAGUUUUCCUUGCUACAGACAUUAAUCUUCCUGGUGCUGUUGACUGGGUGAUGAUGCAGUCCUGUUUUGGCUUUCACUUCAUGUUAGUCUUGGAGAAACAGGAAAAAUACGAUGGUCACCAGCAAUUCUUUGCAAUUGUACAGCUGAUAGGAACACGCAAGCAAGCUGAAAAUUUUGCUUAUCGACUUGAGCUAAAUGGUCAUAGGCGGCGAUUGACUUGGGAAGCCACUCCUCGAUCUAUUCAUGAGGGAAUUGCAACAGCCAUUAUGAAUAGUGACUGCCUAGUCUUUGACACCAGCAUUGCACAGCUUUUUGCAGAAAAUGGCAAUUUAGGCAUCAAUGUAACUAUUUCCAUGUGUUGAAAUGGCAAUCAAACAUUUUCUGGCCAGUGUUUAAAACCGUUGCAUUCAAUUUCACAGAGAAUAAGGCACCUGUCUGCCUACCAACCAGAAGCUUUUGGUAGGUGGAAGCUAGAAACAGGAAGGUAAAUGAAAGGCUGUUAAAUACAGGAAACAGUUGCAUGUAGUAACACUAAUAUAUUUAAAAAUAAGUCAACAGUAAACCACUGAAAAUAAAAUAUAUAUAUAUGUGUGUGUGUGUAUAUAUAUAUAUAUGUAUAUAUAUAUAUAUAUAUAUAUAUACACACCCAAGAUGGGCAUCUUUUGUAUUAAGAAAGGAAGCAUUGUAAAAUAAUUCUGAAUUUGUGUUUGUUGUAGAUUGAGUGUACUGUUAAAAAAUAUUGGGUUCUUGUUUUUUUUGUUUUGUUUUUUUGUGUGCGUGCGUGAGUGUGUGUGUGUGUUUGGUUUUUUUUUUUCCUUUAACUGACAAGCCAUGUUGAGUGGUCUUGGACCACUGCUUUUCCCCUAUGUGAGUCAAUACAUAGUGCUGCUGUGUGUGUAUAUUUUUUUGUGUGUAUUUGCUAAUUUUUAUUAAUUCUAGUUUUUCAUUAAAUAAAUUUGACUUUCUUUUCUGUAAUUCAGGUUUUUCCUCACUUUUUUUGGUACCUUUUUAAAGUUAGUGUCUUUUUGAUAUGCAUAAUUGUUUAUGGUAAAAUUUAUACAUGUGUUCAAUACAUAUUUUCUUUUUCCCCAUUAAUCAGUUCAUUAGAAAUAUUUUAAAUUCAACUAUUUUGUGAAGAUAUGAGUUUCAGAAAGGAAAGGUAACAUCGGAAGAAUUAUCAGAAGCUAUUUAAAGCAGCUAUAAAGUGAUCUCUCUCUUUCUCUCUCUUCUCCAGUUGAGUCAUACCUUCAAACUUAUUCUUUGUAAGGUUAGGGAGUACUGAUUUUUUUUUUUUUAAUACUGGAAAAAAAAAAAUCAGGCUCUCCCCCUCCCCCAGAUACCUUGGACAAAUCACACAUGUUUAAAAUUUGUUCUUGUAUUUAUUGGUUUUGCAAAAGAAGGCAUCGUCUCACACAGUAUUUGUAAUUAAAAGCAAGUCAUUUGUUUAAAAAAAAAGGCAGUUUGCAAAAAAAAUGUUUUUGGUCUUUUAUAAUUCUCAUUAAAAGAAUAUCUGGCAAAUUAAAAA